UGAAGAAGCUCCAAACAAUCUCACCACCUACCAUUACUGAUUUUGAUACCCCCAAUUAUUCCUCAAUUAAAAAAUCUUCCAAUUUUUGACUAGUCUCCAAUUCAUCUUCUCAUUUCUUUCAACGCCCACACCAAUUCUAUUCACACACCCACGACUUUCCCAAUUCUUCCAUAAUUCUGCUUCCGAUCACCAUUUUCUGGAAUUGGUUGUGAUCGGUUUGAUCCACCAUGGCGAGUAAUGGCGGAGGUGGGAGCAGCAGCAGCAGUAAUAGGAAGGAAAUAGCAAUGAGGCUGCGGGCGGCGGCGGAGGAGGCGGUGCAGUGUGUUGGUUUGGGCUACGACUUGACUCUAGACCUCCGAUUGAAGUACUGCAAGAAGCAGCAGCGGCUGAUCGCCAUCGACGACGGUCAGGUCAGAGACAUCGCCAUCCCCGGCGGCACCUUGGUGCAGAAUGUGCCCAAGUCGAUCAAUUGUGAUAAGGGCGACCGUGUGCGCUUCAGCCCCGAUGUUUUUUCGUUCCAGCAGAUGUCGGAACAGUUCAACCAGGAAUUAUCACUUUCAGGUAAAAUUCCGACCGGCCAUUUCAAUGCGGCCUUUGAGUUCACUGGUUGUUGGCAGAAAGAUGCUGCCUUUACGAAAUCUCUUGCGUUUGAUGGGGUGUUUAUUAGCCUCUAUAGCAUUGCAUUAGAAAAGACCCAAGUAGCACUCCAAGAUCAUGUUAAACAAGCAGUGCCAUCGUCUUGGGAUCCCGCUGCUCUAGCAAGGUUCAUUGAGAAGUUCGGGACCCAUAUCAUUGUUGGUGUGAAGAUGGGGGGGAAGGAUGUUGUAUAUUUGAAGCAGCAAUACUCAUCGCCUCUUCAACCCGCUGAUGUGCAGAAAAGAUUGAAGGAUGUGGCAGACAAGAGGUUUGCUGAUGGCAGUGGAGAAUCUAGUGUGAAUCCUGAGAAAGCUUAUGGCAGGGAAAUGCGUGAGACUAAUGAUAGAGGAAUUGCAUUCUUGGAUCCCAGUACACCAAGUUUCCACUCUAACCAAGAGGAAAUAACUUUCUUCUGGAGAAGGAGAGGUGGAAGCAGUGAAAGAAAUAUGCCUCAUAAUAAGUGGUGUCAGACAGUUCAGCUUGAGCCUGAAGUGAUAUCUAUGUCUUUUAUUCCAAUUGCAUCACUCUUGAGUGGAAUUGAUGGGAGUGGAUUCCUUGGUCAUGCUAUCAAUCUAUACUUGCGAUACAAGCCACCUAUUGAAGAAUUAUAUCAGUUCUUGGAAUUCCAGCUCCCAAGGCAAUGGGCACCUGUAUUUGGUGAUGUCCCCCUUGGCCCUGAUAGAAAGCAGCACGGCGCUGCUUCUUUGCAAUUCAGUUUGAUGGGUCCCAAGCUUUAUGUCAACACCGAUGAGGUGGAUGUGGGAAAUAAACCAGUAACCGGGCUGCGACUCUAUUUAGAAGGAAAAAGAAGUAAUUGCUUGGCAAUCCAUUUGCAACAUCUCUCAUCCUUGCCAAAGAGCUUCCAACUUCAUAAUGAGUCAGGUGGAAGGAAUAGUAACUCUGUGGACCGCAGGUAUUACGAGAAGGUCCAGUGGAAAAGUUUCUCACAUGUAUGCAGUGCACCCGUGGAGUCAGACGACGACCUCGCCAUAGUGACUGGAGCAGAAUUUGAAGUGAAGGAAUCUGGCUUGAGAAACGUCCUAUUCCUACGCCUCCACUUCUCCAGAGUUAGUGGUGCAACAGUGGUGAAGAAACCAGAGUGGGACGGCUCCCCUGUACUGGCUCAAAAGUCAGGAAUUAUAUCAACUUUAAUUAGCAGCCACUUCUCCAGUGCACAGAAAGCUGCUCCGAAGCCAUCGGAUGUUAACAUCAAUUCUGCUCUAUACCCUGAUGGCCCUCCAAUGUCUACACAAACCGCUAAACUUCUCAGGUUUGUUGACACGAUGGAGAUGAUGAGGGGACCUCAGGACACGCCCGGGUACUGGGUGGUGUCGGGUGCCAGGCUCGUUGUUGACAAGGGUAAAAUAUCGCUGCGGGUGAAGUACUCUCUGUUGGCCGUGAUUUUGCCAGAUGAAGAUGCACUUUUGCAAGGGUGAUUGAUCGUUUUUGUAAAAAAUGAAAGAAGCUUAUUUACUUGUAGGAAUUGUAAUAGUAGUCUUUGUUGAGAUUCUCGUGUGAUCGUUGAUGCAGUAUUUUAGCUUGUAUAUGUACUCAACCUUUGUUAAACUAGAUUGGUCCAGUCGAACCGGCCUGUGAUCUGGUCCGACUCGGUAAAA
Salvia splendens (bonfire salvia) is the source of this 2252-nucleotide messenger RNA. Its product is annotated as MACPF domain-containing protein At4g24290. The transcript has 7 exons. Bases 228 to 2072 code for a protein of 614 amino acids. Gene Ontology annotation, cellular component: plasma membrane. The record is from RefSeq and is a predicted model, not a curated record. Lineage: Eukaryota; Viridiplantae; Streptophyta; Magnoliopsida; Lamiales; Lamiaceae. Gene Ontology annotation, biological process: plant-type hypersensitive response; regulation of salicylic acid mediated signaling pathway.